Molecule: messenger RNA, 2848 nt
Organism: Oryzias melastigma (Indian medaka)
Lineage: Eukaryota; Metazoa; Chordata; Actinopteri; Beloniformes; Adrianichthyidae
Gene: nphp1
Product: nephronophthisis 1
Exons: 20
Coding region: 565-2682 (705 amino acids)
Biological process (GO): protein localization involved in establishment of planar polarity
Cellular component (GO): cilium; cytoplasm
Molecular function (GO): protein binding
Source: RefSeq, a predicted model, not a curated record
CUUUUUUUUCUGUAAGGCACGUUGGGGUGGACUGUCCCAGCAGGAAUCUAAGUGCUUCUCCAGUGGGAUUUAGUAGGAUCUUCUCGUGCCUCACAGCCCAAAGUGGCGUUCACCACAUAAAAGCGGUGAUUCAGUCUCUAGUUUAAAUACGGGUCACAAGCGCUUGGUCCUCCUUUUGUCCUUUUUUAAACUCGUGUAACAAUAUAUUUCCUUUAUUGCUUUUUAAUUUUUUAUUUAUUUAUUUAUUUUUUUGCCAUGUUUUACUCCAGACCGCUGGGGGGCGGUAGCUGCGCAUCAUUAACUUGUGACCGAAGAAAGGAGACAGGCUUUUCAGAUAGUUUUUUUUUAAUUUGUUUAUAGUUUAACGUUGCUUAUAUUUCGUGUUUAAAUAAUUAUUAAUGCCAAAGAUUCUAGUUUUAAUAAAAAACUAUACGGAUUUUUUUUAUCUUAAGAUUUACAAAAAAGGGUGUUGCCUAGCAAUUGGUAAUCGUGGCGUCGAACUAGCAAGCUAGCUGUUUAGCUAGCAAAUGGGACCUUUUCUAACCUAAAAAAAACAGAGUUUCGAUGCCGCUUAAAAGAAGAGGACCGUUACAACUUGUCCAGAGAGAAGUAGAUGAACUAAAAAAGAAGGUGUGUUAUAUUAAACCUACAUCUCUCGUAAAAAGCGUGUUUUGCAGGGUUGAUCAGUUGGUAAAAGAUGUGAAGAGUCAGGUUGGAUCUACUGAAGAGGCUUUUCGAAGAUGUCAAGACCUGCAGCUGUCAGCAGAGAAGACACUGAAGACUUUACAGAAUCUCACAAAGGCCGACGAGCUCGCUCCUGUGGGUAACUACGACCAGAGGAAACAGGAAGAAGAGAGACGGCUGCAGGAAAUCUUGGAGCGCCUGAAUGAUCUCUUUCUGGAUCUUUCUCCACCUGGACCCAGCCGUCAAGCCGGUGACGUUUCAAAGGAUAAGAGUCGGAGAGAUGCUAACGAAGAAGAAGGGAGUAGCAGUGGUGAUAACAAUGAGGAGGACUCUGAUGAUGAUGAGGAUGAGGAGGAGAAGAAAGCCUUAAAGCCACCGUCACAAUCAGACCUCCGGAUCUACACGGUCCUGAGUGAUUUCAAAGGAGAAGAGGAAGGAGAUCUGUCAGUUCAGACAGGAGAGGUGGUGAGGAUCAUCCGGAAGACGGUGGAUGGUUGGUGGCUCGCUCAGGACUCCAAAGGAAACAGAGGGGUGGUUCCGAAGACAUUUCUGAAGUUUGGUAGCGGUGUUGAUGAAGAUGAUGAUGAUGAAGAUGAAGAUGAUGAUGAAGAUGAAAGCGAGGAGGUGGAAGCAGCAGCUGGUGAAGACGUGAUUGGUGAACGGGACAAAAGCAGCGUCUCCAACUGGUCGACGGUCAGAAAGGCUCUGAAUGAGGUUGAUGCAACUGAUGUGCUGUCGGCCAUGGGAGCUAUUCCAUCGGGAUUCCGACCGUCCACUCUCAGUAAACUGCUGCAGGAGGAAGGUGAUCAUGAAUGCGGUGAAUCGUACAGAGCGAGUCACUUUCUGAAACCUCAGCUCAGCCAGUUUCCGCUCUCCUUCAAAGACCUCCUCCUGAACCCAGACACCGGCAGGGUACAAGCUCGCCAGGUCAAGACUUGCGUAUGCUUCACGUUGUGGAGUUGCAGGUUGAUUCCCACUCCUGGAGUCGGCGUUCAGGUCCUCAGCAGACACGUCCGGAUGUGCGCCUUCGAUGGAUCUCAGGUUUUAAGUAACAUCCACACAGUCAGAGCAGCGUACAACCCCAAGAACCCGAAGACGUGGAGCUUCUCUCCGAGGACGAGCGGCUUGCUGCCCAUCCUGAUGGACGGAGACUGUUUCUUGCGCUGCAACUCUGAAUCUCCUAAUCUAGGAAUCCUCUUCGAGCUUGGAGUCACUUUCAUCCGAAAUUCCACAGGAGAGAAAGGAGAGCUGAGUUGUGGCUGGGCGUUCCUGAAACUGUAUGAUGAGACUGGAAGUCCACUCUCUAACAGGACCUACGAGCUCCCGGUGAACGGCGGCACUCCCUACGAUAAGAACGUCGCUUUGGAGACUCCAAUCUCAAGAGGAUCUCCCGGCGGUGUUUUCCAGCAGAUGCUGAAUUCCAGGCGGAUGCCCAAACUGGUUAUCAAGCUGAAAUCGACCAAUAGUCGAACCAGAACCCAACUCAGCGUCCUUCCAGACACUCUCCUGCACUGUCUGAGCUGCGUUCACCUCCUGGCUCUGCACCGCCAGCUGCUGGCCGAGGCUCUGCUGAUCGACCGGGUUUCCAUGCAGAACUCAGAUCCGAUGUGCAGUCCAAUACUCGCGAGCUUCCCCGUGCUGCUGGACCAGACGGACCUGCUGGACGCUCUCCGGAGUGCCUGGUUGGAGGCAGAAAACGGAAUGAGCAAAGCACAGAAGAGAGAUCUUUCAUAUCUGAAGCAGGAGUUCACUAAAGUCUACUUGUCGUCUGCGUACUUCCUGCUCCACCUGUCAUCCCUGCCCACUUACUGCUGGGCAGACCAGAACUCAGAGGAGCAACGGGCCAGAGUCAUCUACACGACCCUCAGCUCCCUCAAAACCUCCCAACAGAGUAGCGGACACGUGGGGAAUGCAGACAUCCUGUUUGACUCAACACAUCAACACACAGCUUUUGACAUAAGUCAGAUGACGUUUGAUCUCCUCCAGGGAGCUCGGUGACAACCACGGUGUCUGUCUUUGACAGAGAAUGUGUCAUUUUGUACUUUUUAAUCCCUUUUUUUCCUCACUAUUAACACCAGAAGCAGUUCGUUUUGGUCAGCUGAUUUGAUUUCUUUCUAAUAAUGUUGCCAGACUGAAUAAAGAACAGAAAAUAACUCCCUCAGAA